Molecule: messenger RNA, 888 nt
Organism: Bombyx mandarina (wild silkworm)
Lineage: Eukaryota; Metazoa; Arthropoda; Insecta; Lepidoptera; Bombycidae
Source: RefSeq, a predicted model, not a curated record
AGGCAGGGGUGGAGAGCGCGGUGCGGUGCGCGGCGCAUCGUUAAACCACUCUCGACCCGUUCGCAGCCCCGGCAUCACGCUCCAACGACCCAUCUUACCCGAUAGUUGACAUAAUAUCCAUCAAGUAGCGCUCUCCGCUGAACAUCAUGGAGCUCAAGUACUGGUGGUGGAUGAUGGCAGGACUGGCCCUCUUAUCGGUAGCGGUAGUUGCCGCAGAUGGCGAGGUGUGGGAGGAGAAUGACCAUGAAGUUCUCAUUCGAAGCGCAAGAGGCGCAAAAAAUAGAGAGGCAUGUCGAUAUGUGCGCGGUGCUUGGAGCGAAUGUGACUCCAAAACGAAUAUCCGCUCAAGGAAGUUGACUCUGAAAAAGGGCGAUCCGGCUAACUGUGAAGUUGUUAAAACCAUCCAGAAAAAGUGCAAGAGAACUUGCCGCUAUGAAAAGUCAUCUUGGAGCGAAUGCAGCAUCAAUGGGGAGAUGUCCAGGACCGAUAAGCUAAAGUCCAACAGCGAUUCGACUUGCGACCAAAGUAGGCGCAAAACUCGGAAAUGUAACAAGAAUAAGCAAGUCAAGCUUGCUAAAGAUAAGGGUCGCAGAAAUCGCCAGUAAGGACAUGGGCUGCUUUGAAAAUUUUACGAUAAUUAUUAAUGAACAAUGUUUAUUCGUUGAUUCUCAUUUAUAUCUAAGCCUAGUGCCAAGUAGUUAUAUAGCUAAAUAUGAGAUUUCUUUUAAUCUUUCAAUGAAGCAGUAACUUUUACACUAGUUACAAUUUUUAUUACAAAAUCAAUUUAUCUCAAUACUAUUGGUAUUGUAUUAAUGUUAGAACUUUUUAGUAGAAUAUAUGUUUUAUUAAUUGUGGUAAGUUAAAUCUUUGAUAAUAAGAUAAUAAAAU